UGUUAUUGUUAUUGUAUCUUGAAGGUUAUAUUCUGAACUAUCAAUUAUUUAAUUUGUAAUAAAACUAAUGUACUGUAUAGAUAUAUAAAUAACAUUUACUUUUAAAAGAUGAGAAAUACUACAAGAAGAAAAUGCAAAUAAAUAAAGCGGCCUCAAUUCUGUUGCGAUCUGAAAGUUUUGUAUCAUAUCUAGCCAACAAAAAUAUAAGAAAAUGUUACAAUAUUGUACCUUUUCUAAAUUUGUAUAAAAAAGUUACAGGUGAGGUGAUUUCAAGUGAUAAACUAUUAUAUUUACAAAAGAAGCAUCCAACUCUUCAAAAUGUUAGUCAAACACAAAUAGACUACGUACUUAAAAUUCUUGAAAAAUUUGGUAUAACGGCGCAGGAUGCUUGCAAUGAUCCCCAUGUAUUCUGCAUGAAUGCAAUAAGUAUGGACAAUUAUGGAGAAAUUUUAAAAGAAUGUUGUUUUGUUAACAUCCUUCCCAAAUACAUUAUAAGAUAUCACACAUUAGUAAAAUCUAGAACUAUAGCUAAUUUGAAAAAGGAAGGUAUUUUAAGAGAAAAUCUCAAUUUAGAAGAAGUUUUACAUAAUUGUUUUAAAGACUGGCCGGAGAAAGAACAAAAGUUAAAUAAUUUCUCAGAUAAAAGUACAUCUAUAUUGACAGUAAGAACAAGUGUACUUGAGAAAUACCUUGCUUGGAGAUUAUCAGUCACCGAAGAUGAGUUUAAAAGUUAUUGUAAAAAUUACUUACCUUUACGUCACAGACCAAUGUGUGAUAUAACAGAGGCGUUGCAUCUAGCACAGAAUGUUAUUAAAUUUGAUGUUGCCAAUAUCAGAAGGAAUGGCUUUAUAAUAUCAUCAGACCCAGUGAAUACUAAACUCAUUAUUGAAAAUGUUGAUUCACUGGCUGGAUAUAACAUCCUAGAAGCCAUAAGAAUGGAACCAGCAAUUUUAAAAAAUAAUUAUAAUGCAUUAUUGGAAAUAAGAGAAAUUUUGCAGGAAUAUGGUAUAAAUGAAGAGGCUCAAAGACGUUGUCUCAGAGUGUACUGCAUGCGAGCGCAGACUGUCAGAGAAAGACUCGACCAAUUGAGGGAGUUGAAGGAAUAUCAAAUUUUGUCUUCGCACCCCAGAGUUUUAUCAAUGGUAGUACAUAAAAGAAAAAUGUUAACACGCCUUGAGAAGAUUCAAUCAGCUAAGAAACAGUGUUACAGUUUGAAUAAUCUUGUAUCAUCUAGAAAAAUAUUUAAUAAUUAUAUAAACAGUUUUGGCAAUAAAGUCUGUGGUAGAGAUAUGACAAUACUUAUAGCAAGUUCUAUCCAAAUGAAAGAGGAAGACAAAAAUAAUAACUCAACAAAGUUAAAAGAAGACAGAUAUACAAAUUUAAAGAAGGCAGUAUUAAGCCAACUUAAGAAACAUAAGUAUUGGUUACAUUCAUCUCUGUAUAUUAUCAAUGAAAAUCUUCAGUAUUUGAAUAAAAAGUUUUAUGGCGAAGUUAUUGUGAAUAAUUGUCAGAUACUUCUAUAUCCUCUGGCGGAAACGCAACGAUAUAUGGAAUAUUUUCUAAAGAAACGGAAUCAUACAAUCAAAGCAAAUGACAUAGACAUAGAUUUGGACGGAGGUUACAACAGCCUGAACUACGCUCAACUUACAGACGAUCAGAUAUUAAGCUUGGCGCUUUACGAGAUAGAAAAGAGAUAUCAUUUCAGUGGCGACGGCAUUUGGAGUCAUCAAGAAGGUGCCAAAGAUACGCAAACUUUGAAACAACAAUCACAAAACAACUAGAA
Messenger RNA from Papilio xuthus (Asian swallowtail), 1783 nucleotides. RefSeq lists its product as uncharacterized. Gene Ontology annotation, cellular component: mitochondrial matrix. The record is from RefSeq and is a predicted model, not a curated record. The coding region runs from base 132 to 1781 and encodes 549 amino acids. NCBI's taxonomy places the organism in Eukaryota, Metazoa, Arthropoda, Insecta, Lepidoptera, Papilionidae. Gene Ontology annotation, biological process: regulation of DNA-templated transcription; termination of mitochondrial transcription. Gene Ontology annotation, molecular function: double-stranded DNA binding. The transcript is spliced from 8 exons.